Messenger RNA from Adineta steineri, 1269 nucleotides. Lineage: Eukaryota; Metazoa; Rotifera; Eurotatoria; Adinetida; Adinetidae. The record is from the annotation of a GenBank genome assembly.
AUGAACGAUUCAACUAUUCAAUUGAAUGAUUUACCCGAUGAAAUUCUUAUGAUGAUUUUGGAAAAACUAUGGAAUAUCAGAGUGCUCUAUUCUCUAAUAGGUAUUAAUAGAAAAUUAGAUAGAAUUACAUGUGAUCCAGUUUUUACAAGAUACUUACAAUUGAUGAAUGGAAUUUCACACAAUUCAGUCGGUCAAUUAUCAGAAAUAGUUUUAAAUCGAUUUUGUUCAGAUAUUUUACCUAAAAUUCAUCAUCAUAUUCGACGACUUGAUCUAGAAUCAUCAACUAUGGAACGCAUACUUUCUACGUCGAACUAUCCUAAUUUACAUCAACUUGGCCUAUUUAAUCUUCAUGCAAAAACGGCUGCAUCUCUUUUCACAAGCCAAUCUCCUUUAAAUCAUAUAGAUGCAAACCAAAACGAUUUACUUAUUAUCGUCAUUAAACAAUAUGGAGAUAUGUGUGAACGUUCAGAUAUAAAUUUACUGAUACUUAUACAUAUCUUAACAAUAUUUUGCAACUUGAAAUACUUUUCUUUCGAUACAUCACAGCAAUUAUCCUUUGGUAAUUCACCUCCAAAUAUAUUUUCAUCAACUUUAGUAGAAUUGCAUGUAUCUUUGAACGAUUUGACUGAUUGUCUUUAUUUACUUGAUGGACGCUUUAGUCAACUUCAUACCCUUCGCGUUUUUAGUGUACGCGAAAAAUCUACACAUGUAAUAAUUGAUAAUAAGGAUACAUUACCAAAUUUAAAACAUUUUUCGCUGGAUCAUAGAUUCUAUACAGAUUUAUAUGAUAGUUUAAUUAUACCACUUCUACAACGAAUGAUUAAUUUAGAAGAGUUGGAUUUAUAUCUUAAAAUCUCUCGUAAACAAACAGUGCCAUUCGAACAUGAAUUUUUUCUUCGAAUUACUCAAGCAUUUCCAAAUGUGAAAAUAUUAAGAUUAGACAAUGAACAACCUCAAAAGAAAAAUCAUCAAGAUUCUUCAAUAACCAGAUACUUUCAUUUAACUGAACUUCAUCUACUUGAAGUUCACGAUGAUUAUAUCGAAGAAUUUCUAAGUGAUUCGAAGACAUGUUUACCCAACACUGUCGAUCUUACCAUCGAAUAUGAAGCAAUGCAGAGAGUGACAGAAAAUUUUACAAGAAGUACGACACAAAUCAAUUGUUCCAAAUUAGUUCGUUUAAAUUUAUAUGUACUUGAUGAUGAAAAUGAUGUAAAUUUAGAUGAUAUUAAACAUUAUUUUCCUCAUGCAAAAAUAUUUGCUAAAUCAUAA